Phalacrocorax carbo (great cormorant) is the source of this 2298-nucleotide messenger RNA. NCBI's taxonomy places the organism in Eukaryota, Metazoa, Chordata, Aves, Suliformes, Phalacrocoracidae. The record is from RefSeq and is a predicted model, not a curated record.
CCACCUUUCACCCGCACGCAGCCGUCGGGAGGGAGCGGGACCACGGUGAUAGCCAGGCUGGCUCCUGGGUGCUGGUGGUCUGCGGAGCCGUGUGGCCAGGGCGCAGGGGCUUGGCAGGGGCCCUGGGCCAUGCGGCUGCGGCCACACCUUGUCCAGCACAGCCGGCUCUGCCGGCUUCCCAGCUUUCCCUGAGUCUUGUUUUUCUGCCCGGCAGUUUCCUGGAGCCAAAUGGCUCCUGCCUGCCUGCUCGGGGUCUGCAGCCUCCUCUGCGCCUGGUCAGUGGUGACAGGACACCCCUGCAGCCUUGACCACCAGGGAUGGGCCAGCUGCAACGGGAAGAGCCUCCUGCAUGCUCCAAGUUCCCUUCCAAGCAACAUCACCGGUUUGGACCUCUCCUUCAACUCCUUGGUCAUGCCCCGUCAAGGGACUCUCUUGAUGCAUUUCCCUUCCCUGCGCUUCCUCAACCUCUCUAGCAAUGCCCUGCUAGCUCUGAGCCCUGCAGUCUUCUCCAACCUCGGGGCACUGCACCUGUUGGACCUGAGCAGCUGCAUGAUCUCCUACCUCCACAAGGAUGCUUUCAAAGGCUUGGGAAACUUACACACACUCCUACUAAGAAACAACAGUCUGCAAGGGCUUGAGGUCCCUUUCUUCCUGCCGCUGAAGGCUCUUUUCCACCUGGACCUGCAGCACAAUGCACUGGUCUCUGUGGACGCUUGGAGCCUGCAGCUGAUGGAGGCAGUUCCACAGGUCCAGUUGGAAGGGAACCCCUGGGUCUGCGACUGCACCGCGCACCCUCUGCAGCAGUGGCUACAGCGCAGGCAAGCUGUGCAGGUGACCUGCGCAUCACCCCCGGGGCUGCGGGGCCGGGAGGUUGCAGCUCUGGAUUCCCAGGACCUGGGCUGCUGGAUGAAGCAGCGGUUUCCUCGGGGGGUCAGCACGGCGCAGCAGAUCACAGUGACCCUCAGCAACACCACCACUCCGCCCUCCGGGAAGGGGGGAAGGAGCUGGCCAUACCUGGUAGGCUUCCUGGUGGCAGCAAUCGGCAUCUCCAUCCUGAUCGCCCUGGGUGCCAAGUGCAAGCUCUUCCACAAGAACUUUGCCAGCUACCGCCACCGGCCGCUGCCUGAAAGCAGCUCGGUCAGAGGCAGCCCCAUGGAGGAUGGCAGCAGCUGGGACAGGGGCUCCUCAGGUUGGGCGGCCAGCGAAAGCCACCCCAUGCCCCAUGCUGCCGACCUGCAAGCUGAGGAUGAUGACGGCUUCAUCGAGGACAACUACAUCCAGCCAAGCGAGCAGCUGCCGGAGGAAGAGGAGCAGGAGUCGCACCUCUCCAUCUGAGCCUGCAGCCCAGCCACCACUGCUGUGGCAUCUCACCAUCCCCCCACCUCCAUCCCCUUCCUGCCGUUUCCUACCUGCCCUCAGCUGGGGGCAGCAGGAAAGAAGCGGAGGGGAGGGAGAGAAGGGAUGAGCUGGGAAUGGGGACGGAGGCUGAAGGCAGCAGGCCCCACGGUGCCCCAGCAUGAUGCCAGCUGGGCGGCACUGGCACAGGGACACCGGACCCACUGCUGCUCUCCCGGCCCUGCUCAGAUGCUGAAGAUGGAGGAGAUGGUGCUGAUCACAACUGGGCAGCCUGGUGGGGAGGAAAGAGGAGCCUGUCCUGCUGGGUCUUGGGCACUGGCCCUGCACCUAGCUAGAUGGAAGCAGACUGAGCCUUGCUCUGUCCCCCAAUGCCUUGUCACUCCAGGGUGUGAUUAAAGCAUGAUUUAACCCUGCCUCCUCCUGCGAUGGUUUGUUGGGGCUCUCUCAGUGGCGGUGGUGCUGGGAGGAGACCCCCAGCUGGGGUGUGGCUUUUUUUGCAUGCCCUUUCAAGGACCAUAAACACAUUCCUUGUUAACUGCAGGGGUGAGAGAAGAGGCCUGUGGCACAACAAGUGCUCUUGUGCAAACAAAUCUGUUACCUGAUCUGGCGCAGGCAGCCCUGGCAUGUUGUCACAGGGUUUCUGUGCACAUCUCUCCAGCAUUGCCUCCCGCUGCAUCCCUUCGCUGUUUUCUUUCUUCCCUCUCCAGCAAGACCUGCUAGAAAGGCACUUACCUUCCCCGUGUCAACUCUGCAGAGCUGAGCAAACUUGUUGGCGACACCAGUUGGGGCGUUAGGCAGGCACGUGCGCUGGGACGAGACAGACGUGUCCCCCGGCACCCAUUGCAGAGCCCUGCCUCUAUUUCUAUCCAUGAAGUUGUAUAAACAUUAUAAUUUUUGCAUUCUUGUCAUCUUUGUGGUACAAUAAACAGCACAUAAGACAUA